GAUACAUUUGAAGCAAAAUUCACAAACGCAAAAUUCAUAUAAACUGAUCCUCUAUCUAAAGUCUUUACCAAAACCAAAAUAAAAAAAUAAAAAAUCUCAUAUUCUUCGUUUUUAAGUGUAAAAGAUUAUGGACCAAAGUCUAUUAGAAGCCUUACAUGUGCGAAUGGAGGGAUCUGGCAAGAAAAUCCUUGUCCUAGCCCAUGGCUUCGGCACCGAUCAAUCAGCAUGGAAGCACAUUCUGCCGUUUUUCGUGCGCGAUUAUCGUGUUGUCCUUUAUGACCUUGUUUGUGCAGGCAGUGUUAACCCGGAUACCUUCAAUUUCGGUCGUUACACUUCUCUUGAUGCCUAUGUUGACGACCUUUUGCAUAUCCUCGAUGCCCUUGGUGUCGAUCGUUGUGCUUAUGUUGGUCACUCCAUCUCUGCCAUGAUCGGGAUUUUGGCCUCUAUUCGCCGCCCUGAGCUCUUCACGAAGCUCAUCCUCAUAGGGGCUUCUCCUAGAUUUUUGAAUGAUGAAGACUACCAUGGUGGCUUCGAACAUGGAGAAAUCGAGAAAGUGUUAUUAGCAAUGAAGUCUAAUUACGAGGCAUGGGUAAACGGUUUCGCUCCUUUAUCAGUGGGAGCCGACGUGCCGGUAGCAGUGAGGGAAUUUAGUCUAACAUUAUUCAAUAUGAGGCCAGACAUAGCACUAUUCGUAUCACAUACUGUUUUUAGUAGCGACUUAAGGGGAGUAUUAGGCCUAGUGAAGGUGCCAUGUUCAAUAAUUCAAACUGCUAAAGAUGUGUCGGUGCCGAUUUCAGUUGCAACUUAUCUGAAGAACCAACUCGGCGGGCACAGCACCGUGCUUAUGUUGGAUACUGAGGGCCAUUUGCCUCACCUUAGUGCCCCUAAUAUGUUGGUGGAAAAGCUCCGGCUAGCUUUAUCUGGGUGAAAUCAUGUGUCAUGUCCCAUGUGUGUGUACUGCCUAAACUAUGUGGGCCAAUCCGGACCAUUGAAACGUAAGGAAUAAGAUAGGGCAGAUGUUGAAACAUUGCUAAUAUAAUGUGGACAUGAGUUUAAUGGGAGUGUUACUUAAUCGUUUAGAAGAGGGUAAGAAUUUGCUCGACUUUUUCCCUUUUU
Messenger RNA from Olea europaea var. sylvestris, 1116 nucleotides. RefSeq names its product probable strigolactone esterase DAD2. NCBI's taxonomy places the organism in Eukaryota, Viridiplantae, Streptophyta, Magnoliopsida, Lamiales, Oleaceae. The transcript has 2 exons. The record is from RefSeq and is a predicted model, not a curated record. Bases 128 to 928 code for a protein of 266 amino acids.